AUUUACCACCCGCUGAGCUGCACGUGAAGGCAGCAGAAGAGGGAGGCGUCGGCUCGACAUUCAGCAGCUGCUACAUGAACACAGUGAGCACGCUACCCUGGAGCAAAAAGGUGCAAACAUGUCCGGGAAAAGCUUUCGAGUUAGCGAUGGGGACUGGAUUUGUCCUGAUAAAAAGUGUGGAAACGUGAACUUUGCAAGAAGAACAAGCUGCAACAGAUGUGGCAGAGGUGGAUCAUUUGUUUCCACAGAAAAAACAACAGAGGCUAAAAUGAUGAAAGCAGGAGGAACAGAAAUUGGGAAAACUCUUGCUGAGAAGAGCAGAGGUCUCUUCAGUGCAAACGACUGGCAGUGCAAAACAUGUGGCAAUGUGAAUUGGGCCAGACGAUCUGAGUGCAACAUGUGUAACACUCCAAAAUAUGCUAAGCUCGAAGAACGAACAGGUUAUGGUGGAGGUUUCAAUGAAAGGGAGAAUGUAGAAUAUAUUGAAAGAGAGGAGUCUGAUGGCGAAUAUGAUGAGUUUGGUAGGAAAAAGAAAAAGUAUCGUGGAAAGAGCAGCUCACAGUCUUCUUCAAAAGAAAUUGAAAAGAAAGAACCGCCUAAACCCCAGGAAGAGGAACCAGACGAUGAAGAGGAUGAGGAUGAAGACGGUGAUCUGUCCAAAUACAAAUUAGAUGAUGAGGAGGACGAGGAGGACGAUGGUGACUUGUCAAAGUAUGACCUGGUUGCCAGCGAUGAAGAUGAACAGCCAGCUAAGAAAAAAGGCAGCCGCUCUGGGUCGUCCCGCUCAUCUUCACGCUCCUCCAGUUCCAGCUCUCGGUCGAGGUCCAGGUCUCGCUCUAGAAGCUCUUCAAGUUCCAGAUCUGGAUCUCACUCGAGGUCUCGCUCCAGAUCCAGCUCCAGGUCUGGAAAGGGCUCCUCUCCACGGAAGAGGUCCCGAUCGGCUUCCUCCUCACCCGAGGGGCGACAGAAGCGCAGUCGCUCCAGGUCCUCGUCCGGCGGGAGAAAAAGGAGGCGCUCUCGAUCCCAUUCGUCCGAAAGGCGCAGCGGCCAUUCAUCCGGAUCAUCCCAUUCUGGCUCCAGUUCAAAAAAGAAAUAAGUUUCUUGCAGCCUUUUACAAACCAGAGAAGCAAUCUGGGUGGAAGUGCAUGUUGUGUUGCAAAGACAACAACCGGGUCCCGUCAGAAAUCCUCUAUAAAGUCUUACCACCCUCCAGAAACAGAGGCAACUUCAUUUUUCUCCUCAUCAUUAUUAUUCGCAUUUCUCCCGAUUCAGAUCACACAUCGCAAGUGUUUGUGUCAAUAGGUGUCCAAUAAACAUGUUUGUUUCUUAAAAAGGUGAACUAAAAGAUCAGAUAUAUUGUGUGUACUCUCACAUGUGAUCAAAUAAGAUUUUUUUUAUUAAAAACUAAAACUGCUGAAACAUAAAUUUAGAAUAAGAAUAAGUUUUGACCUUUUUAUAUUGUUUUUUUUUCAAGGUAAGUAUUUUAAAUUUGAAUAAUUUAAUAGCACAAAGUUCUUAAUUUUUCAAGUGUACUUUCUUUCUAAAUUUGUGGCCUAUAUUGACCCCUUAAACUUUUUUGUCACUUGAAAAAAAAAAUUGUUUUUUAGUUGCUGAAGAUUAAGUUGGAGAAAGUUGACACUUACUGUAUGUUGGAGUGUAACAACACGGUCUUUAAGAUCAUCAAAUGUACUCGUGUAAAUAAAUAAACUGUCAGUGUUGCUUCUUGUAACGUC
Messenger RNA from Oryzias melastigma (Indian medaka), 1733 nucleotides. RefSeq names its product zinc finger, RAN-binding domain containing 2 (gene zranb2). The record is from RefSeq and is a predicted model, not a curated record. Bases 119 to 1096 code for a protein of 325 amino acids. The transcript has 10 exons. NCBI's taxonomy places the organism in Eukaryota, Metazoa, Chordata, Actinopteri, Beloniformes, Adrianichthyidae. Gene Ontology annotation, molecular function: lipopolysaccharide binding; RNA binding. Gene Ontology annotation, biological process: RNA processing.